UCUCUUUAUACGCGCAGGUUCAUGUUUUUGGGCGCGCGCUUUUCAGGGAGCGCGCACAUAUAUCCAGCGUCUUUAUCAUUUAAGCAACGAGCUGAGAGUCUGUGCAGCAAGUGAACAGGGACUCUUAAGUUAUCGGGAUCGGAGUAGGUGAAACCGAGGAGCUUUCCAUGCGGACGGACUGUUGAAGAGGAAAGAAAGGGAAGGAUGCUGAUCCGAGCAGAUCCUGGAGCUGCAGCUUCACCUCAUCAGCGCAACCACGGGAUCGUCCUGUAACUUUUAAUCUGUUGAAGUUGAACUCAGCUGUUUAUUGCUCUAUUCUAAGUGGUGCUCGGCUGUCAUGGUUGGUUCACCGGUCAACAGCGCGCUUUUCCUGUGCGCCUUCCUCCCGCUGUUCGCCCUGCACGGCGGACAGGUGCCAAACUGCCAGGACGUGCGCACAGUGUUUCAGUCUCUGCACCCUGGAUCCAAGUGGGUCCCCGAAACCCCAGUGUCAGGUGCGGAUCUGCAGGUUUGCCAAACCAAAGGCCCGACCUGCUGUUCCAAGAAGAUGGAGGAGCGGUAUCAGGUAGCCGCACGCAGCAACAUGGAGUCUGGUCUGCAGGCUGUCAGUUCUCAACUCAAGCGUCUCAUCAUCCAGAACGCUGCCAUAUUCCAAGAGGCCUUUGACCUGGUGCUGCGUCAUGCCCGUAACUCCACCCUGGCCAUGCUGAAGUCAGAGUUCCCAGGUCUUGGAGGUGGGGCUCAGAGCUCAGUGGGGCAGCUCUUCCUGGACAUGUCAUUCUACAUCCUGGGCUCAGACUCCACAGUGGACCAUAUGGUGGCAGUGCUCUAUGGUCGCCUCUUCCCCCUCACAUACCGCCGUCUGCUGGGGGGCAGUGUGUCCUCUGUGUCUGAGGAGUGUGUUAAAGGAGCCUGGAAGGACUCAGGAGCAUUUGGCUCUUAUCCCAAACUGAUGAUGACCCGUCUGUCUCGCUCUCUUCUGGCUACACGAGUCUUCCUGCAGGCGCUGAACCUGGGCAUUGAGGUUGUCAAUACAACAGACCACCUGCGGCCAAGUCGGGACUGUAGCCGGGCCCUGCUGAGGCUGUGGUACUGCCCACACUGCCAGGGCAUGCUAGGGCCACCAGCCUGUAGAGGCUUCUGUCAGACAGUGAUGCAUGGCUGCCUGGGGGGAGCAGCAGAGGUGCAGCCUCACUGGAGAAGCUAUGUAGACGGACUGGGAAAGCUGGCCAGUGCCAUGAGGGGAGAGCAGGACAUGGAGGCUGUUAUUCUCAGACUGCCUUCUAUGAUCAAACUGGCUCUGAAGCAUGCUGUGAAUGCCCGCAGCCGCCUCAGUGCUCUGGUGAUUGGAAUGUGUGGACACACUCCUCAGCGGGCCUCUCGUUCAGUCGCACCCCCUCCUGUCCAGCCUCCUGCUGCUUCUGUAGCCCGUAACUCGCAGCCCCCAUCCUCAGACUCUGAUGAGACUUUGGCUGGACUCCGCAGGGAGUUCAUAUCUAGCCUGAGGGGCUUCAGCUCCUUCUACAGUGGUCUUGGGGAGGCAUUAUGCAGCCGUGAACCUCCUCCAGCAAACCACUCCCUCUGCUGGAAUGGACAAGAAAUGACAGACAGGUUUCCUGGGCCUGGCCCGAAGAGACUGCACCCAGGCUCAGAGUCCCGAAGCAACAAGCCUCCCGAGCCGAUCAUCAGCCAGAUCAUAGACAAACUCAAACACAUCAACCAGUUGCUGCAGCUUGUGACAGUAUCGGAAAAGCGCUGGAGAGCCCGGUCACGUGGACUCGGAGUGGACGGGUGGAACAAUGACGGGGAAGAGGGAUUUGAGAGUGGCGACUGCGAUGAUGAAGACGAGUGCGCCGGGGUGUCAGGGCUGGGGCCACCACCAAGACGCAAACGGUUACGCAUCUUUUCAGACCUCGCCGAUAACCUGGAUGACUUCACCUUCCAGGAGCAGCUACUGACCCCUCGGUUGGCCACAGCUGGGGUCGGAGGCGUCUCCUCGGCUGCAGCUCCUCUGUGGAAGAGCUACUUGGUUCUAAUGCUCCCUGUGACGCUGCUGUGUCAGCACUGACAUGCUCCCGUCACUUCUUUCCCUUAGGAUUCAAUACAAACUCAAUGGAACAUGAUAAACCCCUUUUUUAAAGUUCUGGUUUCUGAUAUAAAGGUUAGUGGCUUGUAAAA
Monopterus albus (swamp eel) is the source of this 2178-nucleotide messenger RNA. It is a transcript of the gene gpc3, whose product is annotated as glypican 3. Lineage: Eukaryota; Metazoa; Chordata; Actinopteri; Synbranchiformes; Synbranchidae. Bases 338 to 2068 code for a protein of 576 amino acids. Gene Ontology annotation, cellular component: cell surface; extracellular region; plasma membrane. Gene Ontology annotation, biological process: positive regulation of canonical Wnt signaling pathway; regulation of protein localization to membrane; cell migration. The record is from RefSeq and is a predicted model, not a curated record. The transcript has 8 exons.